This is a messenger RNA of Ruditapes philippinarum (Manila clam), 934 nucleotides long. Its product is annotated as sarcoplasmic calcium-binding protein-like. The coding region runs from base 33 to 677 and encodes 214 amino acids. Lineage: Eukaryota; Metazoa; Mollusca; Bivalvia; Venerida; Veneridae. The record is from RefSeq and is a predicted model, not a curated record. The transcript is spliced from 3 exons.
UAUCAAUGUGUGAAUAAAUUAGAUAUAUUAGGAUGCGUAUAAAACAAUGUAAUGUGCGCUCACCUGCCAGACAGUUAUCAUAUACUGUUACUGACACAACGCUCGCCAGGUUAUCUGUAAACAGAAAAUCAACAAUGGCAAACGACUAUCUGAUAUCAAAAUGGAGAAAUUGGUUUGGCUUUUUUGACCACAACAAAGAUGGAAAAGUUUGCUAUGCCGAUAUGGAAACUGCAAGGAGCAAGUUUACAAGUCUUCAUCAUUUAGAAGGGGAACAGAAGCAAAAAUCUAACGACGCCUUUACUAAAUGGUGGGUUGAAUACGUUAUGUGGGGGAAGAAAGAAAUCACGGUAGAUGAGUUUUUAGAAAAGCAAAAUGCUGCUUUUAAAGCCAACAAAGAGGCAUUUGUGGCAAGGAUGCAUAAAUGCGAGGAGAUUAUUUGUCACUUUGUCGGUGUUUCUGGCGAUGGAAAUAUCUCCGAAGAAGACAUAUUGAUCAUCUUGAAAGCAGGUGGCCAUGGUGAUGAAGAACAGGAUAAAAAGUUUUUCCAUGAAUUCAACAAAAAGGGUAACACGUUUCCAGUCAAGAAAAUGGUGGAGUUGUGGACGCAUCACCUAACAUCCGAAGAUAGUUCAUUGCCUGAUCCAUGCCAAAAGGCAAUGGGCGAUAUCAACCAGUAAACUAAAUGAAUAACUGCUAUUGUUCUAUUACUCAACAUGUAUUGAUAUUUCAGACAAUUUUGAAGUAAUGACAUUUCAUUUCAAAGUAAUUAUUUUGCCAAAUUUUCGUUGUAAUUUAAUCAUAUGCACUGUGUAAUAUUAUAAUGGAAAUAAAACAUAAGCAGUUUAUUAAUGCAUCCUAAUAAGCAAAUGACUCGAACUUUCAUUAUUUUUAUGCUUAUACCGUGUAAAACUAUAAUUCAUGGAAUAAAAUGUAU